AUGGAUGGCUGUUCUGGACGUAUGCGACGAUUGCCGACAUUUGUGCCGCUAUCACAGUUGGAGCCAGCUACAGGACUCGAUUUUGAGCCCUGGCACAGUGAAGUCCAUUCUGUGUCGUCGGAAGGUGUGAGGAGGGCGUUUUGCGGGACAUGUGGGGCGACCGUAUUUUUUUGGACUGAGGAAAGGAGGGCGGUGGUUGAUACGGCGAUGGGGUUGGCCAAGCGCGGGAGGGGUUUUGGCGGAGUCCUGAGUGACGUGGAGGAGCGGGAGGGUGAGGUUAUAGUCGGGGGAGAAGUGUGA
Molecule: messenger RNA, 300 nt
Organism: Paracoccidioides brasiliensis Pb18
Exons: 1
Coding region: 1-300 (99 amino acids)
Molecular function (GO): carbon-sulfur lyase activity
Source: RefSeq, a predicted model, not a curated record